GGGGGGGGGGGAAUUUGAUUUUCAUGUUUCUUAAUCAUCCGCCAACUUUUCUAAGCUGGAUGUUGGAGACGAAUUUGGAUUGAAAAAAUAGAAAUACCAAUACAAUGUUUCCUCUUUUCUUUCUCUUUUUUUUUGAAAUAGCGAUCUCAUCUUAAACGUUAUAAUCGCUAUUUUAAUUUCGAUUCCUUUCAUCAUUUAAAUUCAUCACCAUAGUAAUGGCUGUCAAAGAAACGGGAAGAGAGGACGGAGAGGUUAUAAACCCGGAAAAGGAAUCAAAAUCCGAGGUUGUGGAGAGAAGUGAAUCAUUAAAACAAAAUGAGGAGUCAUCAUCAAUAAGGGAACCGGACAUUCCCGCCGUCCGGGGAUUGGAUUCCGAUAGCAGCGGUGGUGCCUGCACCAGCAAUUGUCCCUACUAUCCUCAAAAGCCGCCGCAAGUUUUCCAGAGAUGGAACCGAGAUUCUUAUGCUUUGCAAUGGAAGCAUGUGAUCGAUAAUAUUAAGAAGAAAUCAGCCAGGAGUUUCUCUAUCAUUCCUUUGCUCACAAAUAACUACGAGAUGUCUAAGAAGAAUUUGUGGAGGAAAUUGACCAAAUUUUACAGCUCCGAGGCCGGCGUCGUUGAUAUUGACGGAAUACCGGUGCCUAAACCAUCAUGGAAGACUUUUUCUUACUCCGACCUUUGUGCUGCUACAGAUCAUUUCAGUCCUGAGAAUAUGCUGGGAAAAGGGGGCAAUGCGGAGGUAUACAAAGGGCACUUAACUGAUGGUCAAAUUGUAGCAGUGAAGAAGCUAAUAAAGAAUGAGAAGGAAGAAGAAGAUAGAGCCAAUGAUUUCUUGUUAGAACUUGGGAUUAUUGCUCACAUUAAUCACCCAAAUGCAGCUCACUUAAUCGGAUUCAGUGUUGAUGGAGGCUUGCACUUAGUACUUCAGUUUGCUCCUCAUGGCAGCCUUGCUUCUGUGCUUUUCGGUUCAGAUGAGUGUCUAGAUUGGAAGACAAGGUACAAGGUGGCGACAGGGAUAGCAGAGGGAUUGAAAUAUCUCCACCACGAUUGUCCGAGGCGCAUUAUACAUCGAGACAUCACAGCCUCCAACAUACUGCUCACCGAAGAUUAUGAAGCUCAUAUCUCGGAUUUUGGUUUGGCAAAGUGGCUGCCGGAGAAUUGGCAUCAACAUGUUGUCCAUCCCAUCGAAGGAACAUUCGGGUACUUGGCGCCAGAGUACUUCAUGCAUGGGAUAGUUGAUGAAAAGACCGAUGUAUUCGCAUUUGGAGUCCUACUACUGGAGAUAUUAACAGGCCGUCGCGCAGUCGAUUUAUCCCGACAAAGCCUCAUGAUUUGGGGAAAGCCACUUCUGGAAUCAAAUCAAGUAAAGGAACUGGUAGAUCCUCGACUGGAAGACGAUUACGAUCAAACACAAGUGAAACGUGCAAUGUUAACAGCUUCCAUGUGCAUAAACCAUUUAGCCAACCUACGUCCAAGCAUGACAAGGGUGGUGGAGUUGCUUAAAAACGAAGAUGGUGCAGUAGAGAGUCAGCAGAAGAGUUGUGGAGGGAAAGCAGUGAUAGUAGACGGUUGUGACUUGCAAGAUUAUAGUCGAAGCAGCUAUCUAGAUGACUUGAACCGUCAUAUGCAGCUGGUUUUGGAGUAAUGGCUUUAGUUGGUUUAUUUGUGAAAAUUGGUACAUAUCAAUGAAAUGAAAUUUCAUAGGUGUAAAUAUUUUGGGC
This is a messenger RNA of Gossypium arboreum, 1719 nucleotides long. RefSeq names its product receptor-like cytosolic serine/threonine-protein kinase RBK1. Lineage: Eukaryota; Viridiplantae; Streptophyta; Magnoliopsida; Malvales; Malvaceae. The record is from RefSeq and is a predicted model, not a curated record. The transcript is spliced from 8 exons. Gene Ontology annotation, biological process: protein phosphorylation. The coding region runs from base 216 to 1643 and encodes 475 amino acids. Gene Ontology annotation, molecular function: ATP binding; protein kinase activity.